ACCAUUCAAUGUGCUGCUGGAGUUUUUUCAUUUGCUUUCGUAAGUUAAUUACAACGUCUACAGCGUUGGAAACGAAUGGAAAAAAGUAAAGAACAACCUGUUAACCAAAAGAUUUCAAUAAAUGACAACUUAGUUUGAAACUCGUCAUGACGACUCUCAAAAGACUGAUGUCAGUUAAUUCUGUAGUUUCCAGGAAUAUAUCGUCAAAAAUGGCCGGAGGGAAAUAUAUGAAGGCAGAAAUCGUUCCAAAGAAAGGAAAGAACCUGUUAAAUGACCCAAUCUACAACAAGGGUUUAGCAUUCUCUGAGGCUGAGAGGGAUCGUUUGGACAUCAGAGGUAUUGUCCCCCCUGCAAGAUUAUUAAUAGAUGAACAGAAGGGAAUUAUUAUGGAAGAAUACUGGGAGGGAUUAGCUGCUAGAGCAGCACAGGAUCCGUCUGAUGAGAUAAUGAAGAGCGGGGUUAAACCUGAUGAUAUCAGGAAAUGGCAGGUUCUCCAGUAUCUCCAGGAUAGGAAUGAAACCCUGUUCUACUCAAUACUCAUGGAGAACUUUCAGGAAAUGGCUCCUAUAAUCUACACUCCAACAGUAGCCUGGGCUUGUAAGAAUUUCUCCCAUCUGUAUCGCCGACCAAGGGGGAUGUACUUCUCCGCUAAUGACAGAGGGGAGAUGGCUAGCAUGGUCUACAACUGGCCAAGUGAUGAUGUUGAUGCUGUGGUGGUAACUGAUGGAUCCCGUGUACUAGGUUUAGGGGAUCUAGGUAUAGGAGGUCUAGGCAUAUCUAUAGGGAAGUUGGAUCUGUAUGUUGCAGCCGGGGGAUUUCAUCCACGUAGAAUCCUUCCAGCGGUCAUAGAUACUGGAACAAACAAUCCAGAUUUGUUGAAGGAUCCUGCGUAUCUGGGCCUAAAACAGGCAAGGAUGGAUGGAGAAGAAUAUUAUGAACUAAUUGAUGAAUUCAUGGCAGCUGUCAAACUCAGGUGGCCGAAGGCUCUGAUUCAGUUUGAAGAUUUCCAGUCUAAGCAUGCUAUAAACCUGCUGGAGAGAUACAGAGAGGAAUAUUUAAUGUUUAACGACGACAUUCAAGGAACUGCUGCCACUGUUCUUGCAGGUGUAUAUGGAGCGCUGAAAGUACAAGGGCUACCUGCUGAAGAUCUACGAAAGAAACGAAUUAUUGUUGCUGGGGCUGGUUCAGCGGCCAGUGGGGUCUGUUCCAAACUUAGGAUGGAUUGAUAACAAAAGGUCGUCCUGGAUUAGAAUUACUGGAUCAAACCUUUCAUGAUAUAUCUUCAUUCGCUAGAGAUGAGACGGAGAUGGAAGGGA
Messenger RNA from Eurytemora carolleeae, 1316 nucleotides. RefSeq names its product NAD-dependent malic enzyme 62 kDa isoform, mitochondrial. Gene Ontology annotation, biological process: pyruvate metabolic process; malate metabolic process. The record is from RefSeq and is a predicted model, not a curated record. The transcript has 16 exons. Lineage: Eukaryota; Metazoa; Arthropoda; Copepoda; Calanoida; Temoridae. The coding region runs from base 147 to 1226 and encodes 359 amino acids. Gene Ontology annotation, cellular component: mitochondrion. Gene Ontology annotation, molecular function: NAD binding; malate dehydrogenase (decarboxylating) (NAD+) activity.